UAGACCUGUCUACUGCAUCAUAUCUCUCUGUUUCUUUGACUUCAACUGCUAUCUCUGGUAAAAAAAAAAAAAUAUUACAUUGCAAUUUUUUCUUUUAAACUUCAAUUUUACUUGCUAAUUUAGUCCUGAUCGGACAUUGUUUUUGUUUAUCCCGGCACUAAAUUUCCAAGAUUAUUCUUCACCAUGUCGAGGCAGCCAGCACAAUAUCACCAGCAGGGUGCCUAUUUGGCUCUGAUGAGAGGUUUGAAUGAGGUGGACCUUUGUGGCCCUCCUGUGCUCUCUAACCUGAUUCUGACAGGAGACCAUGCCUUUCCUUUGGUUAUGAACAACCAAGGCCAGGUCCUGAUGGCGGCCUCUCAGUAUGGCUCCGGAAGGAUUGUGGUCUUGGGUCAUGAGGCCUACCUGACGACAUUGGCUGCUCUCGUAGAAAAUGCACUGACCUGGCUGAGAGGAGACAGAUCAGAGAACCUGUCAGUGGACGUCCACACAAGCGUUAAAGCAGUGGUUGAUAAUCUCAGCAGAUCCAGUUUCCAAACCAGAGUUGUGGGGGCAUUCCAAAAGAAUUCGAAUGCCGGUGUGUAUGUAACAGAUGCCUACAGCCUUGGUACAGAUGUAAAGGACCUAGUGGCUUUCCUGAAAAAUGGUGGGGGAGUGUUGAUCGGAGGGCAAGCGUGGAAUUGGGCUGCAAAUCACCCAAAGGAAAACACUCUGUUUCAGUUUGAAGGGAAUAAACUUUCUGGUGUGGCCGGGAUUUACUUUUCUGAACAUCCGGGGGAGGCUGAAUGUCUGCCUGUGUACCCUCAGAUUCCAUCUUCCUGGAUGAGUGUUGUUAUCGGUAAGGAUUUUGAGGAAGACCUGGAGUUCUUACUGCAUGGAAUAUCUGAGUUUGACCUCUCUGGUAAUCAGAUUGCUUCUGAGAUUCUUGUUCAUGGCCAGCUUGCCUUCCCUGUUGCAAUGGCAGACGAUAAACGGACAUUUUUGGCCGCCUCUUAUUAUGGACUGGGGCGUGUCAUUGUUGUGAGCCACGAACAGUAUCUGCAAAGAGAGGAGCUGGCUCCAUUUUGGAACAACGCAAUUCACUGGUUGACCAAAGACCAACAUGGCACUAUCGGCAUUCUGAGACGUGACGACCUCAAAGUUUUCAAGGAUUCUGGCUUCAAGUGUGAGGAGACAGACUUCCGGAAAGACCUGAGUGUGUUUGUGGGCUCAGCAUAUAAUGACAAAUAUGCAGAGGAGAUCCAUGACUUUGUAGCAGAGGGGGGAGGCCUGUUGAUUGGUGGCCAUGCCUGGUACUGGGCACAACAACACAAUGACCAAAACCCAUUUACAGAGUUCUCAGGGAACAAAAUCAUCAACAAAAUGGGCCUGAGCCUCUUGAGUACAACCAUUAAGGGAGGUGUCUUCAAGGCCCCUGUGCCCAGCAAGACCGUCAAAGACACCUACCACUUCCGCCACCUUCUGCAGCGCUUUGCUGCUCAUGUAACUCAGGGAGAGAAUCUUACCCAGCAUGAAAAGCAGUGCCUUAAAAGGCUUGGAAAGGACUGUGCGGCCUUCUUAAAGAUGAAUGCCCACGACUGCUGCCCAUACAAUCAGGUCCUGUCCACCCUCACAAAUGUCCUGAAAAGAUCAGGCAUGCCUCAGGUAUGUGACAGCUGCCCAGUGAAGUCUCCCAAAGACCACCUCCUUCUCAGUGUGGGCACAGAGGUAUACAAGGUUUGCCACAAUCCUGACAGUCUGAUGCCUUACCUAAUCAAGCAGAAUCCCCUGUUACCUGUUGUCUACAACUACAAGAUUCCAUUGAACGUCAACACAGCAGAAGGGGAAGAGUGGAUCAGUACAGGUCUCUACCUGUCUCCUGGUAUGAAGACUUACAUGGCGUUACCUGCACAGAUUGUCAACAAGGGAUGGAAGGUCCAAAUUGGUUGUCAAACAGACCAUCUUCAGCAUGAAGAGUUGAAGAGAGCACCCAAAGUUCAUGAGCGAUUUUCCGUUACCACGGGGAUGUUGCUGGUGUGGAACUUGUGGGGGGGUCUGGUCUACUUGGUGGCCCCACCGAAAACCCAAGUCGGGGGCCUAGAGGUCACAGUGCAGAUAGCUGUGCCAGCGCCUUAUUAUAAAUCUGGUGCCACAACACUAGCCGAUUGGUCUCUGCGGCGCACAGCUCCUUCCCCCUGGGCCGAGUUGGAGUUUGAGAACAUUAUCCUCACUGUACCCUCAGAUGUCAUACGGACGCUAGAUCGGCCAGAUUUGUUGGCGGCGUUCUGGGACACCAUCAUGAGAAGCAUUGCUGACCUGGCUGCAAAACCACACACAUAUGCCCGUAAAGAACGCUUUGUCGCAGAUGUGCAGAUUUCUCAUGGGUGGAUGCAUGCAGGAUACCCAAUUAUGAUGCACAAGGCUUCAGCAGCUAAUCUGGUCAAUCUUGAGCAUGCCAAGAGCAAAGGUGUGUGGGGGUCAGUUCACGAGCUUGGACACAAUCAGCAGAGAGCAUGCUGGGAGUUCCGACCACACACCACAGAGUGCACAUGCAACCUUUGGUCAGUGUAUGUGCAUGAAAUGGUGUUAGGGAUCAACAGGGCAAAGGCUCACAGCGCAAUCACUCCAGACAAAAGAAAAAAUCGAUUGCAGGAAUUUGUAAAAGAGGGCAAGCCACUAGGCAAGUGGGAGGUGUGGGUGGCUCUGGAAACAUACUUACAGCUCCAGGAAAGAUUUGGUUGGGGUGCUUUCAAGAGCGUGUUUGCUGCAUACCACACCAUGAACAACUUUCCAAAGGACAACAACGGAAAGAUGAACCUCUAUGCAGAGACCUUCUCGCAGACGGUGAAAAUGAACCUCUCUGGGUUCUUUAAGGCCUGGAGCUGGCCUAUAGAGAGAGCUACUGAGGAGAAACUAUCCCAACUUCCUCCCUGGACUGACCACCCCAUGGUCAAGCAUGGCUAAACGUUUGACUGGUGUUGAUUUGAGUGCGGGAAUCUGUUAGAAUCGCUACUUCGACUCCAUUUGUUUUAUUAUUGGGGUUAACGUAAUUUAAACUACUCUUGGAACGGUGUUCCUCCCAAACAGCUUCUCAGAGUUGUAAGUUUUUCUUUUAUAUGGGUAAAACAAUGACUCUUAUGGUUAUGAAUAAGGUGGUAUGGUAUGGUAAUAAUGACAUAUGUAACACUGACGGCAGUGAUUUUACUGCACGCAAACAAGUGACGCUAAUAACCUUGAGGAAGGGAACAAUAAAUAUUAACACACAAAAUACAUCACACCCCUUCUUUUUCAGUUUAUUUAGUAUUAAGAGUAUAAACAUGAAAUAUGUGUCAAUUUCAGGCUUAAUAGCUGAAUUAUUGAUGGCAUGAUUAAAAAUGUAUGGUCACUGUUUAAGAGCUCUGGUUUCUUCUGUAAACCAGGGGGUACGCCUUUUAGGGGCCUUUUUUAGCUUUAGUGGUGCUAUAUCAAUGGCGUAGCGCAGGACAUUGUUAAAGUUGUUAGUCAGGUUAUCGAUAGAGCCCACAUAAUUUAGGAAUGGUGCCAUUACCGAAGUCAGUAGGCCAGCAAGAGUUGUAGUUGUGACAACAUUAAUGUUGCGGCUGUUAAAGCAUUGUUUAUUAGUAGCUUAUUGACAAUGAGUCAGAACUUCAAAUGUUAUAAGGUAACAUUACUUUAGUGUACGGGAAUACCAUAACUUUGGAGGUGGUGACACCCCGGACAAGGACUAGGUCUAUCGUAUUACCGUUGCGAUGCGUGGGUUCGUUUAUAAUUUGUGUAAGACCACAACUAUCAAAUAUAGUCUGGAGUGCCACGCACGGAGUGUAGGACAGGGUAAUCAUAUGGAUAUUAAAGUUCCCCAUUAUAAUUAUAUUAUCUGCGUGCGUCACUGUAUUAGCGACAAAAUCUGAAAAUUAACUGACCAUGUCCGGGGGCGAUAUAUAACAACCAGAUGGAGAGGUAGCGGUGUGACAGAGCUCAAAGUAAGCACCUCAAAUGAUUUAUACUUAGGUUAGGGUUUUCAUUGGAUGUUAGUCAUCAUCAUCAUCAAUCUUUUUAGCAGACCUUAAGAUCCAUUACACAUAUAAAAACAAUACAAAACAUUAAAAACAAAACAAUAAAACAUAAAGCCGAAAUGUCACUUUCUGACAUACAAACAUGUGUGCCAAUAGUUCCACAGUCCAGAUGAGUACCUAACAGAACUGCGGC
Nerophis lumbriciformis (worm pipefish) is the source of this 4182-nucleotide messenger RNA. RefSeq names its product TRPM8 channel-associated factor homolog. Gene Ontology annotation, biological process: positive regulation of protein targeting to membrane. Gene Ontology annotation, molecular function: transmembrane transporter binding. Lineage: Eukaryota; Metazoa; Chordata; Actinopteri; Syngnathiformes; Syngnathidae. Gene Ontology annotation, cellular component: plasma membrane. The record is from RefSeq and is a predicted model, not a curated record.